AUGGAGUCAUCUCUUGAGUUUUCCAACUCUUUGGGCAGCGUGUCUUCACUGCUGACUCGCUGUCGGACCUUUAAGGUGCUGGUGAUUGGAGACUCCGGGGUCGGGAAGACCUGCCUCACGCACCGACUCUGCGCCGGGCAGUUCCCCAGCAGACCAGAGGCCACCAUCGGGGUGGACUUCCGUGAGAGAAUGCUUGAUAUUGAUGGAGAGAAGAUUAAGCUUCAGCUGUGGGACACAGCAGGACAGGAGCGUUUCCGUAAGUCCAUGGUGCAACACUACUACCGUAACGUCCACGCAGUGCUCUUUUUAUAUGAUGUCAGCUGCCCUGCCAGCUUCAACAGCCUUGCCUCCUGGAUAGAAGAGUUCAGGCAGCACUCCCUCGGCCAGGAAAUCCCCAGAUUCCUGGUGGGGAACAAGAGUGACCUCCGUGACCAUAGCAGGGCCAAUGACCAGGUGAGCCAGGAGCGGGCAAUGAGCUUUGCCAAGGCCCACAGCAUGAUGUUUUUUGAGACGUCCGCCAAGAACCCACCAAACAAACACAUUAACAGACAACAAGGUGACGGGCAGGCGCCUUAUCAGCAGAACAAAGUGGAGGACAUUGUCAUUGCUGUUGGUGCCAAACUGAAGAGACAGAAGAAACCCUUAACGGCAAAUGCCUUAGCGUACAGCGGCUCUUUUAAAGUCCUAAAUAAAAAAAGACAGGAGAAAGAGGUUUGGACCUGCUGCUGAGACCCACAGAGGGGACUUGUCGGUGUAUUCAGGUGCAAGAAUGAGACGCUUUAUCUCUUUAUAUG
Scomber japonicus (chub mackerel) is the source of this 794-nucleotide messenger RNA. Its product is annotated as ras-related protein Rab-33B-like. The transcript is spliced from 3 exons. The record is from RefSeq and is a predicted model, not a curated record. Gene Ontology annotation, molecular function: GTP binding; GTPase activity. Gene Ontology annotation, biological process: Rab protein signal transduction. Gene Ontology annotation, cellular component: endosome; Golgi apparatus. Lineage: Eukaryota; Metazoa; Chordata; Actinopteri; Scombriformes; Scombridae. The coding region runs from base 1 to 729 and encodes 242 amino acids.